Messenger RNA from Trichomycterus rosablanca, 767 nucleotides. RefSeq names its product centromere protein S (gene cenps). Gene Ontology annotation, molecular function: chromatin binding; protein heterodimerization activity. Gene Ontology annotation, biological process: replication fork processing; resolution of meiotic recombination intermediates. NCBI's taxonomy places the organism in Eukaryota, Metazoa, Chordata, Actinopteri, Siluriformes, Trichomycteridae. The coding region runs from base 189 to 587 and encodes 132 amino acids. Gene Ontology annotation, cellular component: FANCM-MHF complex. The record is from RefSeq and is a predicted model, not a curated record. The transcript has 5 exons.
AGAAGUUUGACUCCUCAUCAGCAGAGGACGCUGCUUUCAUUACUCAGUAACAGAGCUGCUCCAAACUAACGCCUCGUUUCGCGCAAUUUUUAACCAUCUGAUCGUAAAAGUGCUGCUAGUUUCGUUUUCUAAUCUAAAUCUAAAGUAGUUACUUGUAUAAGAAGCUGAGAACGCUUAUAAAGAUCACAAUGGAUGAGGAUGAAGCGAAUAUACAGAGACUGAAGGCUGCUGUGCACUACACAGUUGGAAAACUUUGUGAAAGCACAGCGGCAGAGUGCGAGAAACAGAUAAGUCGACAGGCUAUAGCUGCAAUUGCUGAAACCACGUUUCGACAAUGUGAAAUAUUUGCCAAAGAUCUAGAAGCUUUCGCAAAACAUGCGAAACGACACACAGUCACCACUGAUGACGUCAAACUUUUGGCAAGAAGGAGCACAGCACUGUCAAGCUACAUCGAGCAAAAAAGUGAAGAACUGGCUACAAACAACCAGGAGCUAAAGGAGAAAAGAAAGAAGAAUGCCACCAAGAGAAAAAGCAAAGACAUGGAGGGUAAUGAAGCAGAGGUGCAGACAAUGGAAAAUGAUAACUAAUUAAUGUAGCCAUGGUAAUAUUGUCGAACAGGUCAAAAUUAUGGAUUUUGGACAAUGCAAUAUGACAGACUAUUUUUUUUUUUUGUGAAGAACAGUUGCAUUUUUCCAACAAGUCUUUCAAUGAAUUACUCACAGACAUGCAUCGUUUUUAAAUUUUAUUGUAAUAUAGAACUUCCAAAA